AUGUCGGACAGUGCCCAACCCUCAGAGAUCCAAAUCAAUGUCAAAGGUCCUAGCGAGCUCAAAUUGCAGAUUACCAUUAGCACAGAUAAAACCGUGUUGGAGCUAAAGCAAGCAAUUGCGGAGAAGUCAGAUGUCGAAGCGGACCGCCAGAGGUUGAUAUAUUCCGCGGGCUUACUAAACGAUACCCUUCAGGACGAGGAUGUUCUAUCGGUCUACAAGAUACAGUCUUCGCAUACGAUCCACAUGGUCAAAGGUGUCUCUCGCUCUGGUGCAUCAUCAACGCAGCAGGCAGCUUCCUCGCAGCCUUUACCUACUAUGCAAGCCGGACAAAACCCACACGACCCCUUGACCCAACUCAACAGCCACAUGGGAUACGGACUUAUGGCGGGAUUGAAUCCUUUCGCAGAUAUGGGUCUCAAUCCCAACGAUCCGAACAUGCUACAGAGCAUGAUGAGCUCUCCCCAGUUCUUUCAGCAGAUGUCGAGCGUCAUGUCCAACCCUGCUGUUCUCGACCAAAUAAUUGCUUCCAACCCUCAACUUGCUGCUAUGGCACCUCAAGUUCGUGAGGUAUUUCAGAGCGAGCGGUUUAGGGAAUUGAUGUCAAACCCUGAAAAUCUUCGCUCGAUGCUUCAGAUGGCCUCAGCUCUCCGCGAGACCGGCGGCGGCGGUGGAGGCGGUUUCCCUAACCCGUUUGGUGCUGCGCCUGGCGGUGGUUUCCCAGCUCCUGGAUUUCCAUCUACUGGAGUUACAAAUGCAUCUUCUACUCCACAGCCGCAACAAGCGGCACCAAAUGCUCCUUUUCCCGCGUUUUUCCCUCCAUUCGCCCCUACAUCACCUCCCGCAGCAGGCGCCGCCAACGCUGGCACGAACCCUGCAAACGGAGGUGCUGGUGCCCCGCCAUUGGGCAUGUUUGAUCCCGCAAUGAUGCAGCAGCUCUUCGCUGGAGGCGGCAUGGGUGGAGCUGGCGGUUUUGGUGGCGUCCCUCCUACCCCAAGUGACGCAAGGCCACCCGAAGAAAGGUUCCAAGUGCAAUUACAGCAACUACAGGACAUGGGUUUCACGAAUGCGUCCCAGAACAUACGAGCGCUGUUAGCGACAGGCGGCAACGUACACUCGGCAAUUGAAUAUAUCUUGGGCGGAGGAGGGCUCUAAUGAAGGUCAGUGUAGACUAUCGCAGCAUGAAUAUCUUGUAGGUGUAGUACAUCGUCCUGUAUCAUAUUUUCCUUCCCAGAGUUUUACGUACAGAUGCGAGUUGUCUCGAAGCUCAGGAGAUCCACCCAGACGAAUCAAACGUAGACUUUGGACAGACCAUCCAUAUGCACCGAUAACUCCUUAUGCUCUCUCUAGCAUGUCACCUACUAUUGCCAAUGCUGUUGCGUUCU
This is a messenger RNA of Serpula lacrymans var. lacrymans S7.9, 1382 nucleotides long. RefSeq lists its product as uncharacterized. Bases 1 to 1152 code for a protein of 383 amino acids. Gene Ontology annotation, biological process: ubiquitin-dependent protein catabolic process. The transcript has 6 exons. Gene Ontology annotation, molecular function: polyubiquitin modification-dependent protein binding. NCBI's taxonomy places the organism in Eukaryota, Fungi, Basidiomycota, Agaricomycetes, Boletales, Serpulaceae. The record is from RefSeq and is a predicted model, not a curated record. Gene Ontology annotation, cellular component: cytosol.